AUGGGCGUUUAACCUUUGUGUUUGCAAUAACAUUAAUUCUUUUCUCUGAAUGAAUUUUGGUAAAAAUUGAGGCACUUAGUUUGCAAACUGAAGAAUUUUUACGAAAUUCGAUUCUGGAUUAGAUAUGACAUUCAAUGAUGUGAAUUGACUGGUGAAAUACAUUCAAAAUGGUGACCUUUGCUUAAGGUUCUUUAAAUCUGCUAGAAAAUAGAAAUUAGUGUUCAGAAAUCACUUUUGAAAGUGAAAAUGACUUCAAGAAGAUGGUUUUGGCCUACAAUCACUGGGAUUGAUGCUGAAAAAUUGUUGAUGGAAAGGGGAGUGGACUGCAGUUUUUUAGCAAGACCAAGUUCUAACAACCCUGGAGAUUUUACUCUUUCUGUCAGGAGAAAUGGAGAAGUUACCCAUAUUAGAAUUCAAAACUCGGGGGAUUUUCUGGAUCUUUAUGGUGGAGAGAAAUUCGCUACUCUUUCUGAAUUGGUGCAGCACUACAUGGAAAACCACGGACAACUGAAGGAAAAAAAUGGUGAAGUUAUUGAAUUGAAAUAUCCUGUCAUUUGUGCUGAUCCCACCACAGAAAGAUGGUUCCAUGGUCAUUUGUCGGGUAAAGAAGCAGAACGACUACUUCUAGAAAGGGGUAAAAACGGUAGUUUUUUAGUCAGAGAAAGUCAGUCUAAAUUGGGAGACUUCGUCUUGUCAGUAAGGACAGAUGAUAAGGUAACUCAUGUUAUGAUUCGAUGUACACCAGACAAUACAUAUGAUGUAGGGGGAGGAGAAAAAUUCAACAGUUUGGCAGACUUGAUCGAGCAUUACAAGAAAAAUCCAAUGGUAGAAACAACAGGAACUGUAGUGCACUUGAAACAACCCUUCAACGCUACCAGGAUAAAUGCUUCUGGUAUUCACUCUAGAGUGAAACAGUUACAGAGUGAAAAUGGUCCAAGUGGCCUCUACAAGGCUGGAUUCUGGGAAGAAUUCGAAUCCCUUCAACAACAAGAAUCCAAACUGCUAUAUUCUAGAGAUGAAGGCACAAGACCAGAGAAUAGAAAUAAGAAUAGAUAUAAGAAUAUAUUACCGUUCGAUAAUACAAGAGUAAAAUUAAGAGACGUGGAUCCUAAUGUUGUGGGAUCAGAUUAUAUCAACGCAAAUUACAUUAGAUGGAAAAACGACGACUCAAUAGGGGAUAUGGGUGGAGACCCUAGCGGAAAAACAUACAUUGCCACUCAGGGUUGUCUACCAAGUACUGUUGGCGACUUUUGGCAUAUGGUCUGGCAAGAAAAUUGCCGUGUGAUAGUAAUGACUACCAAAGAAACAGAAAGGGGAAAAAAUAAAUGCGCGAGGUAUUGGCCAGAUAAGGGCGAUACAAAAAUAUAUGGGAAGACUGUAGUCAAGAACAUAACAGAAUCAUCUACUCUUCAUUAUACACUCAGAGAAUUCUUGGUCAGCGUGGAGGGAAGUGCCUGUGAGAGAAAAGUUUAUCAUUAUCAUUUCCAGGCUUGGCCUGAUCAUGGAGUCCCCUCAGAUCCUGGAUGUGUUUUGAACUUUCUGCAUGAAGUCAACAGACAACAAGAAAACUUACAACUAGAACUUCCACCAAAUCAACCACCAGGCGCUAUAUUGGUCCAUUGCUCUGCUGGCAUAGGGCGAACAGGAACGUUUAUAGUCAUAGACAUGAUCCUAGAUCAACUGAAAAAAUAUGGACUGGACUGUGAAAUAGAUAUACAAAGAACGGUACAAAUGGUUAGAUCUCAAAGAUCGGGUAUGGUACAAACUGAAGCACAGUAUAAAUUCGUCUAUCUGGCUGUACAACACCACAUAGAAACAAUAACUGAAAGAAGAAAGGCUGAACAGAAAUCACUCCAGAUGGGUAGAGAAUACACAAACAUAAGAUAUAGUUGCCAUAGUAAUCACUUGUCUUCUGGAAGCAGUGGAAUAGGAAGCAUAACGUCCCUUUCCUCCAUUAAUAGUGUUCCUUCAACACCAACUGCUGCUGUAACUAUGAGAAACGAAAUUAGGAAAGGUCCAAGAGUUGUUUCAGACUUUUGUUUGCCUAGGCCUCCAGAUGAUUUAGUCAAACCCUCUGUUUACGAAAACAUUCCUGUCUGUGAUCGAAAACAUUCAGGACCAGGUAAUGGAUCGACCUUAGGUUCGUUAAUUUUACCUGCUCCUCCUCCGCCUCCUAGAAAGGCGACGUGACAUCGAGAUUCAACUCAAUGGUGUUCCAGAUUCACUUCAUGUACCUUCUCAAUGUGCUAGGCAAACUUUAAGUAUAAUCGGAAAACAAAGCAAGAAUCUAUUUCUAUGCGAAAUUCCUACCGAUUCCUGAACAAUUUCACUGGUUUUUAUUAGAAUUAUUUAUGUAAAAAAAAAUUAUGAAAAUUAAUUUUCAUGAAUGAAAAGUAGCAGGUGAUACUUUUUUCACUUAGCCAAAUCUAAAAAUGACUUUCCCCACAUUAAUUUCAUUUAUAACGAAUGGAGCAAUGACUUGAGUGAAUAAUACAAGUUUCAUUCAAUAUACUUUUUCCUAUAUAGUAUUUCAAAUAACAACUCACGACAGUAUUUUUAAUUUUCUCAUUGAAAUGUCUAUUCUAGAUGUUCUCCUUAAUAAUCCUCAAGUAUUUCAAGUUGCAAAGUUGAAAUCUAAAAUUCAGAUGUUUAUUGUAGUAAUUGAAGUUUCAAAGGAAUAUAUGUGGAGUAGAGUAAUGACUAGUAAUGUUAAUAUAUAUGCUCUAUAGCUAUAUUAGAGAAAUUGCAGUCAGAAAUCUACAAAAUGUUUGUGUAAAUAAUUAAUGUUCGCUGUUUUCUAUUUUGGAAAAUGCUGGCAUUAAAAUUGUUUUAUAACUGCAGAAAUCAUUCCUCCAAAUCUUUGGUGCUGUACUUCAGUUGAGAAUAUUUAAUUAUAUAUAUGAAAUAUUUUUAGAAGUCAGCCUAAAUCUUGUCCAUUUUUGAAUUUUAUAAUGUGAAUAAUAUUGUGAUUUCUAUAAAUAAGUUGAAUCCUAAAAGUUUUAAAAUACGAAUAAUUUAUUAGUCAAAAGUUUCCUAUAGUGGAAGUGAUUUUAAAAGAUACGUCUGGUAUAUCCAUUUUAUCAUUUUUCUCACAUUGGUAUCAUUUCUGAUUGUAUUAAAAAUUGGCGAUCAAUUGUUCAAAAUGUAAAUUUUUAUGUCCACAUUCUUGGAUCAAUAUUUUAGAGUUUUGUUCCGCUGAUGAAAUCUUGAAGUGUUUUCUUGAGACAUUGCAUUUUUAUGAAUAUAAUUAUUUCACUUCUGGGCUAGUCACAUCAUAAUAUAUAUAUGUUAUUUAUAAAACAUCAUUGAAGAAUAUUAUAAUAUUCUGAGUUAUGUCUAAGGUUUUAUUCUUUUAUAAUUUAAGCUAUUUUAUUCUACUUGAAUACCAAAAUAAAUAAUUUUUGAUAUAUUUCCAAAAACUUCUUCAUAUUUAUGUGAUAAGAGGCGUGUUUAUUUUCACAUCUUAUCAAUCAAAAUCUAUAACAGAUAUAUUACUAUUUGAAUAUAAGAGUGAGAAAUAAUCAAACAAAAUAAUAAUUUUUUAUAUGCAAAAUUUUAUAUUCUGAGUAUUUAAGUAAAAAUUAUUGUAGUAAGACUCAUUCUUGGUUAUGUAAGCACUCCAUAAAUAAAUGAAUAUUUGUCUCAGUAAGCUAUUGCAUCUUACAAUCAGUAAUUUACUUGAUUUUCGACUAAAAACGAAAAACCAGCAAUGACAAAGUUAGGAAUCACUCUUUUGAUAAGUUAUGACAUAAUUAUCAAUAUUGUAGUGUUAUCAUUACGAACCAUUUUUGAAUUCCUUAUUACGCAUCAUUUUUAUUCGCUUUCUUUCUUCUUUAAUUUGAUUCAUAGUUAAAAGUUAGUUUGAAUUAAAGAACAUUCCCGAUGUUCAUUUUCAAUUAUCUGUUUGAAAUUUUAGUAGUUUCUGUAUAUGUAUAUACAUCUACAAAUUUGAUACUUAUAUUAUUUGUAUAUUUUGCGACUGACGUAGGUUGUCUUUUUUAUGUUAGGAUAAAGCCUUAAUUGCUUUAGAAGUUCUCAUGAACUUUGGUGCUAUUGCUUUUUUAUAUUUGUUCAUUGUUAAUUGUCCUUUAUGUAUAAAUUGCAAAUCCUGGUUGAAAUAUAAUUCUACCAAUUUU
Coccinella septempunctata (seven-spotted ladybird) is the source of this 4136-nucleotide messenger RNA. RefSeq names its product tyrosine-protein phosphatase non-receptor type 11-like. The record is from RefSeq and is a predicted model, not a curated record. Lineage: Eukaryota; Metazoa; Arthropoda; Insecta; Coleoptera; Coccinellidae. Gene Ontology annotation, biological process: protein dephosphorylation. Bases 247 to 2190 code for a protein of 647 amino acids. Gene Ontology annotation, molecular function: protein tyrosine phosphatase activity. The transcript is spliced from 11 exons.